AUGCGAGGGUUUGGCAGCGAAGGUCACAGGGCUUGAAACUUGCCGCAGCCAGUUCAAAUCCCGGUUUAGCCCGGUUUUCUAGAUUUCUGCCUGCUCGGGAUCUGUUUCUAUUUUUUUCGAGAUCGAUCUGGAAACCCAGAACAAAGUCGAUGCUGUGCGCCGCAGUCGAUCAGAUAUCCAUACAGCCGCCUCAUAUUGAAUAUCGGAAACUUCGACUCAACAUCCUCCAACCUUCCAGAAAACUCCGCCAGUCAACCAACGUCAAAGAAAUCUUCCACUCAUCAGUUCAUCAACCUUCAACCGCUGACUGAAUUCACAACAUGUCUAUCUCACUUCGAUCGAUCUCGUCCCUAAAACCAACGCUCGAUCGGAUUCUGGUCCAACGGGUCAAGGCGGAAACGAAGACGGCAUCGGGGAUUUUCUUACCCUCAUCCGUCACGGAGAAGCAGGUCCCCGAAGCCACCGUCCUGGCCGUCGGUCCCGGAGGCCGUGAUCGUGACGGGAAACUUAUACCCAUGGAAUUCAAAACUGGUGAUAAGGUUCUCUUGCCCAGCUAUGGCGGCCAAUCAAUCAAAGUUGGAGACGAAGAAUACCACCUAUUCCGAGACGCCGAGAUCUUGGCGAAAUUCUCAUAGACCUGAUUGCAACAAGCCUCAUGCACCCUCCACUCAGUCCUUUUCUUGUUGCUCAGUUUUGUCAGAUACCUUCGCACAUCAGUAAGAUAGUCAAAAAGAGAGAAAAAAAAAAUAGCCAAACCUUGAUAAUUGGUCUUGAGGAAACCCGCCAGUCAACCUGCCUUUCACCUCGUUUGGCGUCCACUCGACUUGCUCAGACAAGUACCUAUCAAUGGGGCAUGCUUUUCUCCCGACUUUUUUUUUGCGACAAACGUCUUAUGUAGGUACUUAAUGGUGCGGGAUAUGAAAUCAAUGGCAGUUUUUUUGAAAAAAAAGAUGCCGUCUGUUACCCCUAUUCCCAUAUGCAGCAAAAGAUCAGCCAAUGUAUCUUGCUAUCCUUGAAUAACUAUUUGAGUUGGAAGUGAAGAUUCAACACUGUGCAGUAAUAGAGGCAAAUGAGGAAACAAUUAUCUGGUCUGAACCCACAUGUUCUUUUGUUUAACCAGGGUGAUGGAGACGGAUGAUUG
Messenger RNA from Puccinia graminis f. sp. tritici CRL 75-36-700-3, 1141 nucleotides. RefSeq names its product chaperonin GroS. NCBI's taxonomy places the organism in Eukaryota, Fungi, Basidiomycota, Pucciniomycetes, Pucciniales, Pucciniaceae. The record is from RefSeq and is a predicted model, not a curated record. Gene Ontology annotation, molecular function: metal ion binding; protein folding chaperone; ATP binding. Bases 321 to 635 code for a protein of 104 amino acids. The transcript is spliced from 6 exons. Gene Ontology annotation, cellular component: mitochondrial matrix.